Molecule: messenger RNA, 1793 nt
Organism: Leptopilina heterotoma
Lineage: Eukaryota; Metazoa; Arthropoda; Insecta; Hymenoptera; Figitidae
Product: CWF19-like protein 1
Exons: 3
Coding region: 127-1701 (524 amino acids)
Biological process (GO): mRNA splicing, via spliceosome
Cellular component (GO): post-mRNA release spliceosomal complex
Molecular function (GO): RNA lariat debranching enzyme activator activity
Source: RefSeq, a predicted model, not a curated record
CUUAUGCUUUAGAGGUUAUGUCAUGUGUCAUUCAUGUGCUCGACCGACUCGGCUUAUAAACAAAUAAACAUUAAAGUUUAUUAUUGAAAUUGUUGCCGAAAAUUAAAAGGUAAAAAUCAGAAAAAAAUGUCAGAGAAACAAAAAGUAUUAAUUUGUGGUGAUGUUGAGGGUCAAUUUAAAUUCUUUUACAAAAAAGUUGAUACAAUAAACAAAAAGAAUGGACCCUUUGAUUUUCUUCUAUGUGUCGGGAAUUUUUUCGGCGAAAAUAAUAUUGAACUUGAACCAUUUAAGAAUGGAAGUAAAUCAAUUCCAGUGCCAACUUAUAUUAUUGGUCCCAAUCGUGAAUCAGAUGUGAAACAUUAUCCCGAUCUUAAUGGUUCGGAGAUCUGUCAAAAUCUCACAUAUCUUGGAAGACGAGGACUUUAUACUGCGAGUUCAGGAUUAAAAAUUGCCUAUCUCAGUGGAAUUGAGGAAAAUUCCUCAGAAUUAAAAGACUACUCGUUUAAUGCAAAAGAUGUUGAGAGUGUGAGAAAUACAUGUUUAAAAGGACAACCAAGUUAUCGUGGUGUUGAUUUUUUAUUGACAUCACCAUGGCCUGAGGGUAUUACGAAUUUAGAUCCUAAACAACCGGAAAUUAAAUAUAAAGGAUCGAAACUUAUUGCCUGGUUAUCGACGCAUAUAAAACCGAGAUAUCAUCUUUGUGCAUUGGAGAACGUUCACUACGAAAGACCUCCUUAUAGAAAUCAGAGUAAAACCGAGGAUAAUAUGGAAAUAGCAACGAGAUUUAUGUCAUUAGCAUCAGUGGGAAAUUCAAAGAAGGAAAAAUGGCUUUAUGCAUUGAAUCUCACUCCAGUUGAUAGAAGUCGUUUAUCGGAAUUAAUAAUCAAAACAACUGAUGAAACAUCCUCGCCGUAUUCAAAAUCUCUAUUGAGUGCAGAUCCACUUAAUCAGAAUAAAUCGACAGAAAUGGGGAGUACGCAAUUUUUCUUCGACAUGGAUUCUUCUGGUGAGAAGAGAAAAAAUAAAAGAUCCGAUCAACCGAAUAAGAAAGCUAAAUUUGAAUUUGAUCAAACAAAAUGUUGGUUCUGUCUCUCAAGUCCCGAGGUUUCGAAGCAUUUGGUUAUUUCUGUUGGUAGUGAAAUUUAUUUGGCACUCGCCAAAGGCGGUGUGGUCGAUGAUCAUUUUCUUAUUUUACCAGUAACGCAUCAUCAGAGUUUGUCUAUUUUGCCCGAAAGUGUGGCAAAGGAAAUGAAACUUUACAAGGAGGCUGUGACGAAAUAUUACGCAACCACCGAUCGUGUACCUGUAUUUUUUGAGAGAAAUUUCAAAACUUCGCAUUGUCAACUUCAAGCCAUUCCUGUGCACAAGAAUCAGGCGUCUGCGCUGAAGGAAACAUUCGAGGAAGUGGCAGAGUGCAACAAUUUUUCCCUAACGGAAAUACCAAGAAAUUCACAAUUACAACAAAUAGCACAACAAGGAAUGCUUUAUUUCUACGUGGAAUUGCCUGAUGGAGAUAAAUUGUAUCAUCGAAUCAAAAAAGAAUUUCCAUUACAAUUUGGUCGUGAAGUUCUAGUCAGUGAUAGAAUUUUGGAUAUUAAUGAUCGUGCUGAUUGGCGUGAUUGUCAAAUGGAUAAGGAUAAAGAAACGGAAUUGGCAAUGAAAAUUAGAAAAGCCUUUCAACCAUUCGAUGUUGAUGUGUGAUUCCUGAUUUCAAUUUAUGAAAUUGUAAAUAAUAUUCAAUUUUUAAUAAUCAAUUUGUAUUUUUAUCGAUAAAAUAGAAUUAUUCAAUUGUU